CUCUUCAACAUUUCCUCUCACUUUCUCUCUUUCUCUCUUUCUCUCUCCUCCUUCUUUCUCUCUCUUACACUUUUUCUCUCUCCUCCUGAACAUGUCUUUGCGUUUCUUCACGGAUUAUUUGCCUCUGAUUCUCUAAAAUUCUUUGAGAAUUUUUUUGGGGCACAAUCAGAAUUUAUUGGGUUGAACUCUGUUGACUGUUUUACGACUUCAUUUUCCAGUGAAAUUUGCUUAACUUUGCAUUAAUUUGGUUACUUGUAAGUUUGGCAGCAGACGAGUUUCUUGACUUGGACUAAAUGUUGUAGAUGUGUCAGUUUAGUUCCGAGUCAAAUGAACAAAUGGAACCAAAUGAAAAUCAAGAAUUGUCAGGUCUUACCGGGGAAGAGCAAGUAGUUUCCUCUAUAUCACAUGCUGUUAAUCCUGAACACGGAAUUGUACAGAAGGAUGCUUCAAGUACUCUUGAAGCGCCCUUACUCGGUCCACCUAAAUCACUGGCGAGCUCUGAAAGUUUUGCUUCAAAUAGUAGUGAGUACUCUGUGGAUGUCAACCCAUAUAGUGAUGGACAUACUACUGAUACUAGAGAAGAUGGCCAUGGGUCUGAGAGUGGUUUUGAGGAUCCCAGAUACAGGUUGUAUCAAGCUAGGUUGUAUCAAGCUCCUGAGCAAUUAUAUGAUGUUAAGGAAAAUCACGAGGAGGAAAAAAAUGGUUUGAUGCUUGAAAACUUGGACAGUCACGUUACAAAUAGUGAAAGUGGUGCAAGCAGUGAUGAGUUUUUUGAUGAAGCAGAUGUAUCAUCUCCUACCUUUUAUGAACGAGAUGAGAUUUGGGAUCCACCAGAAGCUGAGAAUGCAAAUGAUGACAUUGCAAAUAGCGUGGGUUUUGAUGUUGAAGAGUACGCUAAUGCCGAUAGCUCAGAGUGGGGAAAUCCCAGAUCAAAGGAGAUUGAGUUGGCCAGGGAAAAUGUAAAGAAUGAGAAGUUCAAGGACUUGGUGAGCCAGCUACUUAGUAAACUUGGUGUAGAAAUCUGUGAUGACAAGGAUGAAAACUGGGUGGAUAUUGUUACAGAUUUGGCAUGGCAAGCUGCUAAAUUUGUGGAGCCUGGUGUCACUGAGGGUAAAGCUAUGGAUCCAUUUGGAUAUGUGAAGAUCAAAUGUGUUGCUGCUGGAUCUCCAAAAGAAAGUCAAUUAAUUAAAGGCUUGGUUUUUAAGAAGCAUGCUGCUCACAAACACAUGAUUACCAAGUACACAAAUCCUAGAUUGUUACUAAUACAAGGAAUGCUGGGUCCAUCAUCUGUUUCAUCUGGGCUGUCAUCAUUUAGCUCAAUGAUUUCUGAGGAUGAAGUCAACUGGGGUGGACUGAUGCAGAAUUUGCAAGCAUGUCAACCAAAUGUUAUUUUGGUGGAGAAAUCUGCUUCUCGUGCUGUCAUGGAGAAGAUCCUUCAAAUGGGAGUUACCCUGGUCCUUGAUAUGAAGCUUGAUCGAUUGGAAAGGAUUGCUCGUUGUAUAAAUUCACCCAUCUUGUCCUGUGAUUCACCAUUUAAUCAGGAGCUAAAACAUUGCACUGAACUUUAUUUUGAGAAGUUUGUGGAGGAGCAUACUAUUGUCGCUGAAGGUGGAAAAAAGCCGUCUAAGACUUUGAUGUUUGUGGUGGGAAGUCCGACACGUCUUGGUUGCACAAUUCUGCUAAAGGGUUCUCAUGCUGAAGAGUUGAAGAAGAUCAAGUGCGUUGUACAGUGUGCUGUUGUAAUGGCUUAUCAUUUCCUCCUGGAAACUUCCUUUCUUUUGGAUCAGAAAUCUAUGUUCUCCACUAUUGCCUCUGGAAAAGCUGCUGAUAUCUCAUCAAUCAAUGAACAGUCCACUUCUGUUGUCUCUGAAAAGGCCAGUAUUCCACAUAGUGAGGAGCCUAAUCUAGGUGAUUCUCCGGCAGAUGGAGUACAGGUUGUCAUCUCCAAUGGUGAUGAUCAGGUGUCUUCUUAUGAGCGAGAACCCCCUGCCGAUGAUAUUCUGGCUUCCAAUGAGCUUCAAGAGGGAGAGUCCUUUCACGUCAAGGAGUUCAGUGCCAAAGAUGCUGAGAUUGCUUCUUCCCGUGGAUCUCAUGACAAACUUUCUCACAAUAUGCAGCUUGCAGCUGACUGCCAGUUGUCUCCCAAACUCUCUGUUGCAUCAACAUCAUUCUCAAAUGCACCAGAGCUACUUUCAACUGUCUCCCCAGCUACUUAUGAGCACAUGUCUACUUACAUGGACUUGAAUGGGAGGGAACUUGAAGCUCAAACUGCAGUCUCAAUUCCUGUGUCACCCACUGAAGAUCCUGCCGAGCGAUCUGACAUAGAGGCAAAGAAAAUGGCCAAAGAAGACAAUUCCAUGUAUAAUGACUCCCAGCUAGUGUCCACUUCCUCUAUGACCGAGGGGGAAGCAAAGGGACCAGUAAAUGAUGGCGAAGAGAGCAUCACUGCAAAGGAUGAAAUCAGCAGUGUUUUGGAUUCUGAGAGUAUCUUGGUUUUGAUGUCUAGACGAAAUGCUAUAAAAGGGACUAUUUGCGAGCAAAGCCAUUUUUCUCAAAUUAAAUUUUACAGGACUUUUGAUGUUCCCCUUGGGAAGUUCUUACGGGAUAGUCUUUUCAAUCAGGAUCUUAAUUGUGAGACAUGUGGUCAAGGUCCUGAAGCUCAUUACUACUAUUAUGUUCAUCACAGCAAGCAGCUCACUAUACGAGUCAAACAACUUGGUGAUAAGCAUUUGCCUAGAAAACCUGAAGGGAAACUUUGGAUGUGGAGUCGUUGUAGUAAAUGUGAACCUGAUAAAGAGAAGGCAACCAAAAGGGUAUUGAUCUCUGAUGCUGCACGUUGCUUGUCAUUUGGCAAAUUUUUGGAGCUCAGCUUUUCAAGUCAUUCUUCAUUUAAUAGGCUUGCUAGCUGUGGGCAUUCCUUUCAGAAGGACUUCCUCUACUUUUUUGGUCUGGGCUCUAUGGUUGCUAUGUUUCAGUACUCUCGUCUUGCAUUAUAUACCGUUUCUGUGCCAGCCCACAAAAUGGAGUUCAAUAGUUUAAUUGACAGAGACUGGCUUCAAUCUGAUAUUGGGACGGUCUACACUUCAGGGCUAUUGCUUUUUAAUGAACUUGAAAAAUACUUGAAAAAAAUCGAACCUCGCUUUUCUGGCUGGAAUCUGGUUCUUAAUGGAUAUUCAAAAGGGUUUGCUGACAUUGUAGACAUGUUGAAGCUGGAAAAAUCUGAAUUUGAAGAGAACUUUAAAAAUAAGAAUGAAGAUUCACAUGAGACUGUCCAUAAACUUCUGAGCAUGAACCGACUUAGAUGGGAAAUUCUGCUUGAAGCAUGUGUUUGGGACCGGCGAUUGCAGUCACUACUUUCUUCCCAGUCUACAGUUACUGGCAAUAAUGAAGUGGCGCAGAGGCAACUGGGUUUGAAGGAAGAUGGCUUCCCUGGAGAAGUGAUUGUAGGGUCUAAGACAGCUGCAGAAACAGCACAAAAGCAAAUGCUGUUGGAAAAGCACAGAUCUGGAACAGAGGGUGAAAUGAUACAAAAGAUUGCUGAUAAUGAUUCGCAAGCGCUUGUGGAUUCUGAAAAAGAGCAUAGUAACGGGACAGUGGAAACUACUACUAAGGUGAUGGAAAGACAAACUGGGUCAAACAAUGGAGGUGCUGAAGAAUUUAGAGUGCAGAGAAUUGAAGAUGGCCAUUCCGAUUUAAAGAUUGAGAAUGAAGCUAUUGCACAAGGUGAUGAUAGAACUUCUGAGAACCCUAAUGAUGUAGAGGUCCAAAUUGAGAUGGUUGCAGAAACAGAAAAUCAUUCAGAUAAGGAAUUUCCAAAUGAGGGAAUGCUUGUAGGCUGUGGAGAGCAAGACUUGAUAAGCUUGCCCAUUGUCGAGGAGAAUACUGAGACGCCACCCUCAGGUGAUUUAGUCUCAAGUAUAUCACUGUCUCAAGAGUCUAGUGGGAGCACACUUCCUUCCCAUCUUCAUUCUGAUGAGAGUACUCAACAGGACAGUGUUUCACUGUCUAGCCAUCUGUCGGAAGAUAGAAGCAUAUCCAUUGAUGCGGAUAAGGAAGAUAGUAGUUGCUCUGCUGAUGGAGAGGUAUCUGAAACUAUAACUUCUCAUCUGCUGAAGUUAGACUCCCCGUGGUGGAAUCCAUUUAAACAAACUCGAGAUGAGUGCAUGGAGGAUCUUCUGGAAGGCCGCCCGUCUAAAUUUGGUCACUUGCCCAAAUUUGAACUGCUACACUCUCCUGACUUCUUGCCUACGGUAUCUCAAGUAAUUAUUGAUGAGGGUACCAGGAUUCACAUGCCUCUCAGAGAUGGUGACUUCAUUGUAUCGGAUUUUGAUGGUGAAAUCUCAAGCUCCGUCGCUUGUGCGUUGGCCUUAAUUGAAAUUUCAGCCCCUCCAGCAUCAGUUAGAGAUGAAUAUACUUCUCUGAAACGUGCAGUAUCUGAGCCUUGGCCUUUGAGCAGCUUUCAUGAUACAGAUUUUAUUCAUUCUUCAUCAAGCAUGACUUUCACAGAAUCUCAUUUAUCCACCAUUGACAGCUUGAAUCGAGUGGAUUCUCUUGUUUCUUAUGGGCGAGUGUACAGUGAAGUUACUCUAGGUAUUGAAAAGUAUCCUGUGAAGGGAAAAUAUUCAGUAGUUAUUAUACAUCCCACUGAAUUCCGCGAUCUUCGGGAUCGAUGCUGCCCAUCAGAACUUGAUUAUAUUGCUUCCCUUAGUCGCUGUAAGAUUUGGGAUGCCAAAGGUGGGAAGAGCAAGUCUGUCUUUGCCAAAACACUUGAUGAGAGGCUUAUUGUCAAGGAAAUUAAGAAGACUGAAUUUGAGUCGUUCAUGAAGUUUGCCAAUGAGUAUUUUAAGCACAUGAAAGAAUCUGUUUACUCUGGAAAUCAGACUUGCCUUGCAAAAAUUCUGGGAAUUUAUCAGGUCACUAUUAGAAAUCCCAAGAGCGGCAAAGAGACAAAACAUGAUCUCAUGGUUCAGGAGAACCUUUCUUUUGGCAGGAACAUUACUCGUCAGUAUGAUUUAAAGGGUGCAUUGCAUGCUCGUUUUACCACAACUGCUGAUGGUGCGGGAGAUGUUCUAUUGGACCAGAAUUUUGUGAAUGACAUGAAUUCAUCACCUUUAUAUGUUGGCCAGAAAGCCAAGAGACUUCUACAACGAGCUGUCUGGAAUGACACAACAUUUCUCAAAAAUAUAGGAGUCAUGGAUUAUUCUUUACUGGUGGGGGUUGAUAGGCAACGCCGAGAGCUGAUAUGUGGGAUCAUAGAUUAUCUAAGACAAUACACUUGGGAUAAGCAAUUUGAAACAUGGGUGAAGUCAUCUCUUGUUGUUCCCAAGAAUUCCUCACCAACCAUUAUCUCACCACAAGAAUAUAAGAAAAGGUUUAGGAAGUUCAUGGACACUCACUUCCUCACUGUCCCAGAUCACUGGUGCUCUAACAGAUCUUCCAAUCCUUGCAAACUUUGUGGCGUCAAAGUUCAUGAUAUAUCUGUCACAAAGUCAGAGAAGCAGAAGGAGGAGCUAAAUGGUUUUCCAACCCAAGAGAAGCACAAGGAGGAGCUAGAUAGUCUUCCAACCCAAGAUUAGCUCAAUAUUCUUUACUCAUUUGCACCGUAAUUUUCUUUUUCCUUUUUUUUUACAGUAAAAAUUGAUACUGUACAUAGAUUGUUACUGCUGCUGCACAUAACAACUGGUUAUACUGCGAUUAUUUAGCAGAUAACUGGGUAUAUGUUAUGUUAGAAUUAGGCCAACUGUGUGCAGAUUGAGCUAUAUACGUAUGAAAAUUUUGUAAAUUCUGUAGCAAGCUGCGGAAAUGACGACAAAGCAUACAUUUGGAGCUUUGAUAAUGCUGAAGCUGAAAACUACUCUACUGAAACUAUUUUUUAUACGGAAUAUUAUUUUUGUUCCUGUGAACAGUUGAAUGUUGAACAUUGGUAUCCUGAUUCCUGAUCGUCUGAUUCAAGAAGAUAAUUGUUUGUAUGCUGUUUCUUUAAUAUGCUUAUUUUAUCCAAAAAUAUGAAGCUAAUUGUUA
Messenger RNA from Chenopodium quinoa (quinoa), 6021 nucleotides. Its product is annotated as putative 1-phosphatidylinositol-3-phosphate 5-kinase FAB1D. The record is from RefSeq and is a predicted model, not a curated record. Gene Ontology annotation, molecular function: ATP binding; 1-phosphatidylinositol-3-phosphate 5-kinase activity. Gene Ontology annotation, cellular component: endosome membrane. Gene Ontology annotation, biological process: phosphatidylinositol phosphate biosynthetic process. NCBI's taxonomy places the organism in Eukaryota, Viridiplantae, Streptophyta, Magnoliopsida, Caryophyllales, Amaranthaceae. The transcript is spliced from 13 exons. The coding region runs from base 303 to 5576 and encodes 1757 amino acids.